Molecule: messenger RNA, 1907 nt
Organism: Cephus cinctus (wheat stem sawfly)
Lineage: Eukaryota; Metazoa; Arthropoda; Insecta; Hymenoptera; Cephidae
Gene: Arl1
Product: ADP-ribosylation factor-like protein 1
Exons: 5
Coding region: 366-908 (180 amino acids)
Biological process (GO): intracellular protein transport; vesicle-mediated transport
Cellular component (GO): Golgi apparatus; cytoplasm
Molecular function (GO): GTPase activity; GTP binding
Source: RefSeq, a predicted model, not a curated record
AGCGUUCAUAAUUGAUUUCUUUUUUAUCCUUUUAAUGAUUUUAUAAAUUUGUAAAGGUCAAGUACCAGACAUUAAUUGAUAUAUUGUAUAAUAAAAUAAUUCAUUUCACCCUCUAUUAAGAAGUUCAAACUCUUUUGAGUUCUCCUGCAGUGUAACCGUUGUUCUCCAAACAAGAAUUUAAUGUUAAAAUGUUGCCACGCCUGUCAAUAAAUUGUAAGGCGACUUCAGUAUAGUGUGGUAGCGGGCAACUGGCAUCUGUCGUAUACAGUCGUACCGAAUAAGCAGGGUUGUAGACCCUGACAAGAUAGGAGUAAUUUUCAGUCUAUUACGGAAAUUAUAUGCCUUGGAAAUAGCAGAUUAUCGAUAUGGGAGGGCUGCUCAGUUAUUUUCGCAACCUGCUAGGCAGUCGUGAAAUGAGAAUUCUCAUUCUGGGCUUAGACGGCGCUGGCAAGACUACCAUCCUUUAUAGAUUACAAGUGGGUGAAGUUGUCACUACUAUACCUACGAUAGGUUUUAAUGUGGAACAAGUUACUUACAAAAAUUUAAAGUUCCAAGUCUGGGAUCUUGGUGGCCAAACAAGUAUACGACCAUAUUGGAGAUGUUACUAUUCGAACACUGAUGCAAUUAUUUAUGUUGUGGAUUCAGCUGAUAGGGAUAGGAUAGGAAUAUCGAAAGAUGAGUUACUGUACAUGUUAAGAGAAGAUGAACUUCAAGGUGCAAUUCUUGUGGUGUUAGCGAACAAGCAGGAUAUGGCAGGUUGCCUCAGUGUUGCAGAGGUCCAUCAAGCUCUGGGCCUGGAUGCCCUGAAGAACAGAACCUUUCAAAUAUUCAAGACUUCUGCAACAAAGGGUGAAGGCCUUGAUCAAGCAAUGGACUGGUUAUCGAAUGCCUUGCAGAGCAGAAAGUGAGAAUGGCAUUUUUUCAAGAGCCGUGUUACGAUUGUUCGAGCCUUAACGGGACGACUAGUCACUCGACAGUCACCAUUAAUCGAAAGUGUCUUUGCGCGGUAUAAAAAAAAAGGAUGCGUCCAAGGUCAGCUUUACCUUUUUCUUUUUACGCCCUACACACAUUAUUUAUUAAUGCCACUAUCGAUACGUCACUGUCGACUGUGUUUACAGCUUGCAACAAAAAGCAAAAAUUCGAUCGAAGCAUCACUAUAUGGCUCUUCAGCAAAACCGUUAUACACAAGUUAAUUCUUUAUUUUCUUUACUCGGCCUUUUAUUUUUCUUAUUCCUUAUAUUAUUGCAUGAUUAUCCUUCGACGCGUUUCGAAACUUGUAUAACGAGAAUGGAGAUAACCGAAGUUGUACGUUCCAUAGGGUUGAGGCACAUGAAUGAAAAUAUAUUUUUUCUUCAGCUGAGUCGCCAAAUAUAAGAAAGGUCACGUCAUGAUAAGACAUAUUACACGCAUUUAGCACCAGCGUUUCACCAUCAGAUUUCAUAACUGAUCCAUUCACCUGUACUGAAUUUUCAAAGUGAUAUAGAGAAUGGUAGGAGAGAUAAAAGAAGAAAGCUCCUUUUCAUAAUAAAUAAUGUUAAGCUGUAAACAUCGUAGAGACAAAUUUUUUAUGAGCUACUCGACCCUAUUACACUCGUUCAUUUCGUUUGAGGGACCCAAUCCGACUUCCGGAUAAACGCGUUAUUUACAUUUUAGAUGUUAUGAAAAAGAAACGAGGAAGGAGCAAGGAGACUCAAGAGUCUCUCAAAUGUAAUAGUACGAAAAAGACAGCAUUUUUUCAUUACCUCACAUUAAUUAGUAUUCGGGAAUACCAAAUCUUGCGACCCGCUUCACCUGAGUGUCCAGUUCCAUUUGGACCUUUUUCCUCAUGUAAAAGAUGGGGCAGUCACGGCUGUUGCAAGAAAGAAUAAUUUUAAAUAAUAUACAGAUAAUAAAAAGAAGAAAAUCAA